Alligator sinensis (Chinese alligator) is the source of this 2651-nucleotide messenger RNA. It is a transcript of the gene MAL2, whose product is annotated as mal, T cell differentiation protein 2. Lineage: Eukaryota; Metazoa; Chordata; Crocodylia; Alligatoridae. Gene Ontology annotation, biological process: myelination. Gene Ontology annotation, molecular function: structural constituent of myelin sheath. Bases 66 to 488 code for a protein of 140 amino acids. The record is from RefSeq and is a predicted model, not a curated record. The transcript has 4 exons. Gene Ontology annotation, cellular component: membrane.
GAGUCGACUGGUCUAACCACCAGAGGAGCCCUGUACACACCCGACUUCCACCCUGUGGCUUCUGUAUGUGUGCAGUCCUCCAUUCUCAGCUAUUUGGAGCGCUAGUGUGGAUUUUGGUAGCUGCCACCAGGGUUCCUCUGCCGCUACUGCAGGGAUGGGUGAUGUUUGUGUCUGUGACUGCUUGUUUCCUGUCCAUCCUCUUUCUAUGUGUGUUCCUCUUCAGCUACACACACAGAAUUGCUGUUGACUGGAACCAGAUGGAUUUCCUUUUCCAUGGAGCUACUUUUGUCUUUUACUUUGGAGCCUUUUUAUUACAAGCAGCAACAACAUCUCUACAUAAUUUCCCACGUAGAUUCAACUCUACCCAGGAAAAGCUUUUAGAUGAUCAUGAAUAUAACAUAAGCAUAGCUGCCUCUAUUUUUGCCUUUGCGACGACUAUUUGUUACGGUUGCAGCACAGCCCUUGCUUUAAGGAGAUGGAAACUAUAGCACUCGAGGAGGUUAAUGGCACAGUGUUCCUGUUUGGUUCGUGUAAUUGUGCGGAAGAUCAAAUUAAGUUCUACAUGUCUGUCAAACUAUAAUGGAAUUCCUAAAAGACUUUUUGGCAUAACAUUAUUUUACAGCACCAAAAUGCAAAUAACCCAAUUCCAGGAUAAUUACUUUAAUUGAGAAUUAGUUAUCAUUUAUUCCCUUUUUAUUUUAUUUUUAUUGUGUAUUAAAUUAGAAGCAUUAUUUUUUCUCUCUGGGUGCAUCUACACGUGUGCUUUAAUGCAGAUUAGCCUAUUGUAAUGCACAUUAAAGCAUCACAGAAAACCUGUGCUCUUUAGCUAAUGCGCAUUAAAAUAGGCUAAUGUGCCUUUCUCUAGUACCUCACAGUGGAGGUACUAAAUUUAAUGCGCAUUACCUAAAGCAAAUUAAUGAACUGUAGACACAACCUCUGUAUAGUAUUACAUGGAUUAGAGAUAGCCGCAUCAUUAGCAGACAAUUGAGUUUUGGUGCUAGUCAGUUAAGAGGAAGGAAACAAACUGAACCAAUGUACAGGCAGCUAAAAGGUACAACUUGUAGAGCCUGUGGUUGAUUACUAAAUAACUGGAAGGAUCAGAAUCUAAACUGACUUUUGUGACAUUAACAUUUUUCACUAAUAUUUGGCUUAAAAGUUUUAAAUACCCAUCCAGGACAAUCUUAUAAUACACUGCACAGCCGUAUCAGAUAGUGAUAAUCUGAUCUUUUAGUAUUAUUGUAUUCCUUAGUAAAUACGUAUUGUUUGAUACUGUUGGUCAGUAGUAUCGUCACAGAUUUAGUUUCAUCAAACCUAUUUAUACUGCAAAGCAAACAGUGCACUUGUGCUGUAUAUAUUUGUAUAUGUGGAAUGUUCUUGUUUAAAUAGAGGUAUUUGCACUGUUUCACCUUGUUGGGGGUACAGUUUUAACUUUAUAGUGCUGCAUUUGUUAAUUAUGUGAAUCAAAUGAUUUGAAUGGAGUAUUAACACAUGUUGAUUAUUGUCUGACCUCAAUUCUUACAAUGCUUUACUUGUUGCAUCCAGUGUUGUAAAGCAGGAAUCAGUAACAUUUGGCCUGCGGGCUGGAUCUGGCCCAUGGAUCUUGGCCUGUGCCUGGCAGCGAGGAGUUGUGCUAGGGCUGGGCAGCUGGAAGCUGCACGUCAGCCACUACCACUUCCUGUAGCCUCCCACUUCCUCCUGGCCGUGGUGUGGGCACAGCUUCUUACUGGUGGAGAGUUGUGCUGCAGCUUGAGUGGUGUGGGGCAGGUUGAGAACCAAAGCCAGGUUGGUCCAGCCUGCAGUUUGUUAAAGGUUGCUGGCUGCUGUUGCAAGGGAGUCUUUAGAGAGACAGGUCCUAACUUAAGGAUCUACUAGGAAUGAUGUUUUAAUCAAGUUGUGAUAGCCCAGUUAUGUAGUGAAAUGAAAUAUUUAUAAAUGCAUUAAAAUUAACUUGGCAAAGGUUUUUUACAUAAUUUUACUCCCCGCCCCAACACUAGGCCCAUUUGGCAGAUAAUGAGGUAUUUCUGAAAGAAUCUUUAGGAGCUUUAGUGCUUGUGAAAAGUGCCAAAAGUGAAAACUGAAGAUACUUCAUUGUUCCCAGAAUAGUAACUAAUUUCCCUAUAGCUUGCCAACAUGUCUUAAAUAUCUGCAGAGACCACCUCUAGUCAGGGAGAGGAGACUGCUUUCUUGUCUACUCAGUCUCAGCAUGCCAACAAGGUUGCCAGUUGUGAAGAUAGUUUUUGCUACAUAGGCUCUCUUCAGAGAUCCUUUUCUGAAGCAUCAUAAACAGUAAGUUUUCAGUCACAAUUAACCUGAGCCAAAUUCAUACCAGUUAACUAUACGUGAAUGGCAGCCUUUAAGACCCCAAGCCAUUCAAGCCCUUCCUGAAUUCUUGUAAUAAAUCAAUUUGGUACAUUUUAUUCUCUGGAAUUCUUGUCUUCUUAGAUCUUUCUACUCUGCCUAAAUUUCCUAAGUUUGUAAUAUAAAUUUGGAUGCAACUAAAAGUUUUGUCUAGUACCAUAUGGUAAAAACAAGUUCCUAUACUUUGUAUUGUAAAAUAAAACUUAUACUAGAAUGUAUGGAUGAAAGGGGUUGGCUCCCCAGAGUAUAACAGUGACUUUCACUGAGCAGCAUUAAAGUGAUUUCAUACAGUG